Messenger RNA from Rosa rugosa (rugosa rose), 2286 nucleotides. RefSeq names its product probable aquaporin NIP5-1. The transcript has 3 exons. Gene Ontology annotation, cellular component: membrane. Gene Ontology annotation, biological process: transmembrane transport. Gene Ontology annotation, molecular function: channel activity. The coding region runs from base 813 to 1718 and encodes 301 amino acids. NCBI's taxonomy places the organism in Eukaryota, Viridiplantae, Streptophyta, Magnoliopsida, Rosales, Rosaceae. The record is from RefSeq and is a predicted model, not a curated record.
UGGAACUUUGCCCUGUCUCGAUUUGUGUAUAUAUAAACGUCGAUGAACCUCGCAUUUAAUCAAACACACUUGCAGUUCAUAACUCCCUCCUUUCACAGUUCAUCUAGUUCUGGUUUCUCUCUUCCCUCCAAACCUCUGACCUCAUCAUCCUCCAUCUACAGCUCACCUCUAUUGUUGUAUUCUCUCUCUUCCUUUCUCUGCUUUCCAUUCAGUUUCAAUUUCAUCAGCCUCUGUAUUUCCGUAGCUUCAGAUUCGAUACCUGGAUCUUUCCGUUUCCAUCAUAAUUCCUUGACCAAAACCACAAAAAAAAGCAUUCCCAGCAUGUAAUCUAAGCCUUUCCCAGAGAAUCCCAGAAAACCCAAUUCCAGAAAAACCCAAAAAAUAUUUGUUUUUUUUAUGAAUCAAUAGUCAUUUCCUAUCUUCAUUCAUAGUGUUUUAACCUGGCUCUCUUCCUCUCUUCUAUUCCUUAGAAACACAUUUAUAAAAGCAUUCACAGCAUGUAACUUUAGCCUUCCAAAAUCCAAUUUCUUCAUCCCGAAAAAAAAAAAAAAACAUUCAUUAGAUUUGUAGAUAUUUAUCCAUAGGAAUUCUCAGUUAUCCGUACUUGGUGUUAGUUACUCUGGCCUGGAUCACAGAGCUCGUGUAACAACAUCUUUAUAAAAACCUUCAAAUUAUGUAAUCCAAGCUCUCAUUCCUAUAACCCAGUUCCUCAAACCCCAAAAAAAAAAAAAAAAAAAAAAAUUGUUUUUUUAACUAUCCAAAAGAAAAAAUAAAAAAAAAAGAAAAGAAGCCAACCCAGUUCCGAGCAAGAAAUGCCGGAAUCUGAGCCAGGAACGCCGCCGGUGUCGGCGCCGGCGACACCGGGGACACCAGCUCCGCUGUUUUCAGGACUGGUCGGAAGAGUGGACUCGCUCUCGUAUGACCGGAAGUCAAUGCCGCGAUGCAAUAAGUGCUUGCCUGUGAAUGCUCCCACGUGGGGUCAACCUCACUCGUGCUUCACCGACUUCCCGACUCCCGAUGUCUCCCUCACCCGCAAGCUUGGAGCUGAGUUCGUGGGAACGUUCAUCCUGAUGUUUGCUGCUACGGCCGGACCUAUCGUGAACCAGAAGUACAAUGGAGCAGAGUCCCUUAUCGGAAAUGCAGCAUGCGCCGGACUUGGAGUGAUGAUCGUGAUUCUUUCCACGGGCCACAUCUCCGGUGCACACCUGAACCCGUCUCUCACCAUUGCUUUCGCCUGCCUGCGCCAUUUCCCGUGGACUCAAGUCCCUGCCUACAUAGCCGCCCAGGUCUCGGCAUCCAUCUGUGCUUGUUUUGCCCUCAAGGGGGUGUACCAUCCCUACAUGUCCGGCGGAGUCACGGUGCCAUCUGUGAGCGAUGGCCAGGCUUUUGCUCUUGAGUUCAUCAUCACUUUCAAUCUCCUGUUCGUGGUCACUGCUGUUGCUACCGAUACACGUGCAGUGGGAGAGUUGGCUGGUUUAGCUGUUGGGGCAACUGUCAUGCUAAACAUUCUUAUAGCUGGACCAUCAAGUGGCGGUUCGAUGAACCCUGUGCGAACUCUGGGCCCUGCCGUGGCCGCUGGAAACUAUAGGGCAUUGUGGAUAUACCUGGUGGCCCCCACGCUGGGUGCCCUGGCCGGGGCCGGAACCUACACAGCCGUGAAGCUUCAGGGCGACGAGAUAGGAGCUCCGACUCGUGAGGUCAGGAGCUUUCGUCGUUAACAAAGGCGAACACCAGAAACCUUGUGUAUAGAUAUAUAUAUAUAUAACAUCGUACAUAACUCCUCUUUGGCAUUCCGCCCGUCUCGUACUCCCAAGUCCAGGCGACGAGCCUCGAGUUUCAUAAGAAGAUAUGCAACGAUGGUAUGCAAGAAUUUCUGGCUCCAAUAAAAAACAUUUUAUCAUAGUGUGGACCACACUGUGUGGUUGUAUGUUAUACGAUUUGAUGUUGUGCUGUGAGAGGUUUGAGCUAGACUUUAUAAUAAGGCCACGGGGGCAAUGCAAUAUAUAGAAGGAUGUGACGCAAAGUCCAUGCUUUGCUUUUCAUUGUGUGAUUCUGUAAAGUUAUGUAUACUAUGUGCUAGCUACUGUGCUUGUGCUCGAUCAGUGUUGGUGUGCCCUAGCCUGUCUAUGUCCAUCAUCUCAGAAAGGUCCUUGUGGACGAUGGAACGUCGAGUUUGAAAUUUGGAUGGUAAGUGUUUGUCCGGGGACCCCGUGAGAAGACUUUGGAUCUUGGCUUCGUUGUAUUAAUAAUGCUUUCAUCAAUGUACUGGCAGAAUGAAUUGAUGCA